Messenger RNA from Cyclocybe aegerita, 1584 nucleotides. The record is from the annotation of a GenBank genome assembly. Lineage: Eukaryota; Fungi; Basidiomycota; Agaricomycetes; Agaricales; Hemipholiotaceae.
AUGCCCAUAUUCCAGGAUUCCAAUGGACUCGCCGUCAAGUUCUUCAUUCAGAAGGAUUUGCCCCAGGAGACACAGGCUGAGCUUUGUGAAACAAUAACCUCUCUUGGUGGACGUGUCGAGGCUAAGGUACCAAGGCAAGGGUACAUCCUGGUCCAACCAGGCACUGUUGAAGAAGAACGAUUACGCCACUGCUGGACGAAGUCCGACCGACCAGAUAGAUACUUCGUGCCAUGGACCUACGUUGAUGCAUGCAAGGUUGCAGGAAUGUUGUUGAAGCAACUGUUUAUAGAAAACGGCGCUCCUAUCCCUAUGCACAUACACUCCAGCAUAGCCAACGUGAAUGCCAGGAGCACAUUGAGUUACCGAAUCGUGCAUUCUGGUGGAGACCCUCAUGCAUCUUUACUUUCUGCGCGCGUCAUCCUCGCAGAUCCCAAUACCAACGUAUUCAACGUCCUUGUGAAGGAAUACCAAGGCGUGCCGGACAAAUAUAUCGAAUCAUACCUCUGGGUCAAGAAGUGCAUCGAGAAAGGAGCGGUUGUUUACACCCCAGUGGUGUACAAGAAUCCAGGUGGCCGUAGGCCUGGAGAAGAACGAACCCAAUUCACGGAGCAGGAUGAACAAAAUCUAUGCAAAUGGAUCGCAGCCAAGAUACCGUACAAAGAAACAGGUGGAAGGACGGGAAAUCGCCUAUAUCAGCAACUUUGCGAGCUAAGCGGAGAUCCUGAAUAUGCUUGGGUCAGUCGUCAUACAUGGCAGUCCUGGAGAGAGAGAUACAAGAAGCACUCAGCCCGCCUGGACCACGUCAUCGCCUUGAUCGUCGACGAGAAAAAAACUAUGCCAGGCGAGAAAGGACAGUACGGUUACGUUCGACAACCUGAAGAAAAGACGAAGCGGGCACGAAGAAAGAAGACCAAAGACAUCGAAUUUUCACCCGAUGAAUUCUCGCGUGAUGCCAACGGGAUGGUCUUGUUACCCACAGCACCCAGUUCAAUUAACCACGUGGCCCCCAGUGGAUCGCAGAGCCUUCAGCAGGCAAUGGGACCAUUGCAGACUCUGGCGGAUGUUGGCAACGCUUAUUCUGCCAUUGUCCCUCCGCCUCCUGCAGUCCCUCCGCCUCCUGCAGUCCCUCCGCCUCCUGCAGUCCCUCCGCCUCCUGCAGUCCCUCUCGACCGGUCUAACAUCAGACGAAGUCCGGAUGAGGAAGAAAUGGAAGAUAACGAUGAAGGAACUGAAUGGGCUGUUCGUGUUGGCAACGCCCCACCUCCUACAUGGGCAAAACGGAAGGCAUCGGACGACGAUAUCGAAGAAGCCAACAAACGGCCAUGUCUGCAGCAGGAGCCUGGGGCUGAUCCACUUCCCUCGACCAAUGGUGGAGAGCCCGUUCCACUACCAACAGCUGCGUUAAUUGCUAUUGCCAAUAUGCACGUCAUCGAUCAAGGCAUUAGAGACAUAGCGAAGGACUUUAGGUUCACCCUCGGUGAAGUCCAAGAAUACUAUGACAAAUGUGGCGACAUGGGGAUGACCCGCACACGAUUUCAGAGGAUGCGCGAGCAAUUAGAGAAAUUCAAGGAUGAUUUCGAUUAG